Anisakis simplex (herring worm) is the source of this 351-nucleotide messenger RNA. The record is from the annotation of a GenBank genome assembly. Lineage: Eukaryota; Metazoa; Nematoda; Chromadorea; Rhabditida; Anisakidae.
AUGUACACAAAUAGACUCCUGCAAAAUCCGAUUCCACUACUUCAACGCAGUGCAGGAGUGGCAACGGGUCCCCAAGGGCCAACCCGGCUAAAGUGGAACGAUAACUGGCCUGCCCGCCUAGCCAGCGGGAUGGCGUCACAAAUGGCUAAAACAAUGCAAGAAAAUGGGCCUCAGUACCCUGCAGGGCAAUCGAACCGUGCUACGACGGCGGGACGGGAUUCGAGAGUCCAGAGGCUGCUAAGAAUCUCAAGUUCGGACGGGCCGUCACAACAUCGAAAAACAACCCUAGCCAUACACACCUAUAACUGCAGGUCAUUGGCAGGGAGGACCGGACUGACCCACUUGAAUUGA